AUGUGGGUUAUCUAUCCUUUUGACCCAGAGCGCAGAGUCUGGAGUCAUCCGCACUUGGAACCCGAUGCACAGCAACGCGCAUUACCUCAGCACGAUCCACUUAUGCCGUGGGAACAGCAGUAUCCAGCUCAGCACAGCAGGAAUGGCUCCUUCACAUCGCCCGACCUAGGUCGAGACCGCUGGAACGACCCAUACAAGCCGUAUAGCCCGCGCACGGAGCAUGGAAACCAAACCCGCGAGUCCUUCUCGACCAAACCACACUCGCGGAAGCCUUGCUAUCUCAAUCAAUACGGUCACCAUCCGUCUCAUGCGCAGCAUGUAUCUUUCGAGCAAGCAUCGACUGCGCUUUACGAAGCGCUCGAAGCAGCAAGCAGGGGGUGCCAGAAACUCGAAACAUCGUUCCAACAAUGCACGCGCGGUCUGACAUCGUGGCUACGGUCGAGGGACAUAGACUCAUUGUGGACCAUCUACAUGGACUGGGACGGCAAGCCAGUCGAGCGAAUCUUGGAGGCGGAAGACUUGCCUUCAGAGACAGAUCCGGAAGUGCACACAUACGUCGACAUCCAGCGCCGUCUUCUUCGAGCCUUGUCAGCGGCAUUCACCUGUGCAGAGACUCCGGCAAAGCUGGGUCCUCGUAUGGACACCACGGGUGCCUACGCCACACCAAGCUGGCAGAUUCUGAGAACUACAACUCGAAAGCUACGUAUAUCUCUCGAGGCGAUUGAGGAACUGUUGGGAAUGUUGCUUGAAAGUAUACGGCCUUUGUGGGAUAUGCCUUCAAAAGCAGGCUCCGCCUUCACCACUCCACCGAAAGAAGAACCAUUCGAACCACGACAAAGUCGCGAAAAAUGA
Messenger RNA from Fulvia fulva, 852 nucleotides. RefSeq lists its product as uncharacterized. The record is from RefSeq and is a predicted model, not a curated record. NCBI's taxonomy places the organism in Eukaryota, Fungi, Ascomycota, Dothideomycetes, Mycosphaerellales, Mycosphaerellaceae. Bases 1 to 852 code for a protein of 283 amino acids. The transcript has 2 exons.